Nasonia vitripennis (jewel wasp) is the source of this 2659-nucleotide messenger RNA. Its product is annotated as protein YIPF6. Bases 682 to 1374 code for a protein of 230 amino acids. Lineage: Eukaryota; Metazoa; Arthropoda; Insecta; Hymenoptera; Pteromalidae. Gene Ontology annotation, biological process: endoplasmic reticulum to Golgi vesicle-mediated transport. The transcript has 7 exons. The record is from RefSeq and is a predicted model, not a curated record. Gene Ontology annotation, cellular component: membrane; trans-Golgi network.
AGCAGCGCUAGUGCCACGACGAUAACACCGACGACCAGGCGAGCUGCCGCGAGUCGUUGGCGAAACUUCCCGGCGACAGCCAUAUUAUCUCGUAUCAUCCGUCGAAACCACUUGUUUACCAGCUAUAUACACGUCCCGGCUGUCCACUCGUGCCUUGGAGAGAGAUCCGUUUUAUCGCGAACUCGCGACACUCGCAGGAGUUUCAAGAGCGACCCGGCGACUCGGCCAUCUUUCGACUAUGUACCCGCGUGCCAUCUGGAGUUUUUCGAAACUGGAUGUAUGAAUGUUAUGUGUAUGUAACCUACGCACGCAUUGACGCAUUACACCCACACACUCGCACACCAUACAAGUACGCGAUCGAACACAGACGUCAUUAACAAUUGGAAGCCGCAGCCCUCAAGGGUUGACAGGUGAAGGUUAAGUGGAGGCAUUUCUUCCCCGGGCACAGCAGGAAAAGCUCGCAGAGCAUGAGCUUUUAGAGAGAUAUCAUGCGGUGGCUCAGAGCGAAGAGGAAGUUCCUGGACAUGACGAUAAGUUGAGACACGUAGAUUCUUCGUGAGAUUGGGCUUCGCGAUCCUUCAGAGGCCUUUUCUGCAGUGUGGACAUACCGUAUACAGUUGAUUAGUAGUAGCUGACUGAACUUUUGUGAUAGGAGAGAUUCCGUAGACAAGCUCAGCAGUCAUGGCGAUGAACGAGGCAAGACUCGAUAUGUACGACGAUGGAAUGUCGGGGCUUGAUCCCACCAACGUGCACGGGGAGAUGACCGUGGGUCCAAAUAUGAGGAAUCAGGCUACUCUGGGAGAACCAGACUUUAAUACUCUUGAUGAACCUAUAAAAGUCACAAUUCUCAGAGACGUAAGAGCUGUUGGAAGGAAGUUCUAUCACGUUUUGUAUCCCAAAGAGAAGAAGAGUUUACUUAAAGAAUGGGACUUAUGGGGGCCAUUGGUACUUUGCACAUUCAUGGCAAUGAUUCUGCAAGGUUCUUCCGAAACAGCAGAUUCUUCCAAUGACGGUGGUCCAGAGUUUGCCGAAGUUUUCGUUAUAGUAUGGAUUGGUUCCAUGAUAGUCACACUAAAUAGCAAACUCCUUGGUGGUAAUAUAUCUUUCUUCCAAAGUGUCUGUGUUCUAGGGUACUGCUUGUUACCAACAGCUAUUGCGUUAAUUAUAUGCAGGAUCAUAUUGAUGGCCAAACAGACAGUUCUCCUGUUUGCAAUCCGGUUUAUAAUCACAGUGAUCGGCUUUGGAUGGGCUACUUACGCAUCAAUGGCAUUCCUCGGUGACAGUCAACCCGCAGGAAGAAAAGCAUUGGCAGUUUACCCCAUAUUUUUGUUCUACUUCGUAAUUUCCUGGCUAGUUAUUUCUCAUACCACGUAAAGUUGAGUGGAGAAAACGAUGAUAGACUGUACAACGAUUUAGCACAAAAUUGUAAAAAAAAAAUUAACACGGAUGAACAUAAGGGCGGUACAAUAAGACGUUAUACGAUCGUUGUAAUACGGAAAAACAAGAUGAUUAUGGAUUUUAUCAAUGAAUUGUAAAAAAAAGAAAUACUGAUACAUUUGCCUCUUUGUCAAACUGUAUUGCGUUUGUAUGACUGGUUUGUAUUACGGGAGAGCUUGCGCAGAAUAAUGUGAUAAGACAAUUUUUUAUUGUACUUUUUAAGCGCCAAACGAUGUGUCACAGUAUUUAUUUUUCUUUGAAAGCCAGAUUUCUCUCGAGAUGAAGAACACAUCCGAUACAUAUUUCAAUUACACGUGUAAAGAUGCACUUGCCUUUAAUGAUCUGUACAUAUUAAUUCCUAAGGUUGGCGAUAAAAGAAUAUAAUAAUAAUAAUAAUAACAACAACAAGAAUAAAUGUCUGUAGAAAAAAGAAACUUUAUUUACACGCGCGCGCGCGCGGUUUCUCGCAACUCUAUAGCGCUUCAUUUUUCUACAUGUAAGUGAAAUACUGCUGUAACUUUUGAAAGAGUUCUUGACUGUCGCGAUGCCCGGGAUAAGCGUUCAAGGCUUUUUGUACCGAAAUGUAACUAGUCUGUAAGUCUCCGCUCUGAAACAUAAACGAUUAUAAUAUUUAGAAUCAGUACAUACAAAUUACCAGUAUAGUAGAAAAGCGUGUAUAGCAGUGUUUACAUUAUACGCCAAGUAAGAACUAUUGAAAUGCGGCUCGUAGCUGUAGUUGGCGAUGCUGGCGGCCGCGUGAAAGUAUAUACGAGCCGCGACAGCGUUUCCAUUUCUCAUCUCCAACACGCCGAGAUUAUUGUAUGACGGAGCGUGUCUGUUAUCCGCGUCGAUUGCCAGUUUCAAGCACUCCAUGGCCAUGAUCAAGUCUCCGAGGCACUAAAGCCGAGCUCGGAGUCAAUCGAAUAUUCGAUUUAUCUAUCGGUAUUUCAUCGGGAAACUUACGAUGGCUAUGUGAGAAAUAUUGUACCAAACGUCCGCUAUGCUCUCCUCGGUGGCGAGGCUCAAGGCCCUCUCGAAGCAGGAUAUCGUGAAGUCGUACUGCUGAGCGUAGAAGCAGCACAGGCCGAGAUUGUUGAAGAGCUCGGCAUUGUGGACGCCCAUUUGCAGGAGUCUCCUGUAUCGAGGAAACAAUUUCAACAUUUUUAUAAAAGACACUAUAAUAUAUAUAUAUAUAAAGAAUAAACGACGCAAGUCAUUCCAA